AUGACGAAGGACCCGGCAACGUUCCCUGAAGGGGAACGUUUCGUCGCGGUGAGCAAACUCAAGGAGGGUGGCCUCCUGUAUGAGACGUCGAACGCGAGCAUGGCCAAGUGGCUUCUAAAGACGGAUAACAUGACCGCGUUCACGAAGGGUUUUGGCUACGAGGCUGUGAUCCGAGAGAGGGGCUACCUCGUCUUCUUCCGUAACGUUCCAGCGUACUUCCAACCCAGCGAGCAGGCGUAUCGCGCGCUUGAAAGGGAGAACGAUUGGGCCAGCCGGAGUCUAAUGACUUGUCACUGGAUUAAGCCAGUCGACAAGCGCAAGCAGGGGCAGAUGACGGCCCACAUGUUGGCCAAGUUCCGUACGCUCAAAGCAGCGAAUGCGGCGUUG
Molecule: messenger RNA, 387 nt
Organism: Rhodofomes roseus
Lineage: Eukaryota; Fungi; Basidiomycota; Agaricomycetes; Polyporales; Fomitopsidaceae
Exons: 1
Source: RefSeq, a predicted model, not a curated record